Molecule: messenger RNA, 819 nt
Organism: Aspergillus ibericus CBS 121593
Lineage: Eukaryota; Fungi; Ascomycota; Eurotiomycetes; Eurotiales; Aspergillaceae
Exons: 5
Coding region: 127-819 (230 amino acids)
Source: RefSeq, a predicted model, not a curated record
CAACUAGUUGACUCUUUCUAUAUGCAUAAAGCAAUGUAAACGCUACUGUACUCAGCGAUCACCCAAGUUGGACUGAAGGAACUUCCUAAUUUCCAGAUAUGACUAUCCUCUUUACCUAACUUGUCGAUGUUUGACGCAUUCAAGAUGGUUGCAUUUGGUAUCAAUGACACUGCAUCGCCCGGCACAGAACCGUCCCAACCAGGGAAGAACCUGCCCAUCUGGCCACCAUCCUGCCCACCGGAAACGUCGACUCUCUAUCCUAAGCCGCAGGGUAUGACCGAGGUUUCUUUCAUCAUCGAUGGGCCUAGCGGGGAGACGGUAGAAAGCGUGACCUAUCAACAAGCAUCCGCCUCACAGGGGAUUGUCACACUGCAUCACCUCGAGUACCCAGAUGUCAUUGGAGGGAUCAAAGUUACCUAUGAAUCGGGCCAUGCUUUUGAUCUAGGCACAGUGAGCGGAGCUCCCAUGUCAACCGGGGUAUUCUUCGAACCCGGCGACUCCAUCAACAGGGUUGAGCUUUUCAAGGUUGCCUUUGGAUUGGUCAAUAUCUCCUUUCUGUGCCUGGACGCCAAAGGUAGACAGUUCACCACAAAGGCAUUAUUUGAUGCCUCCACAAUGCGACACGGGAUCAGAGGAACUAUCGCCCGGCAUGUGAUCGACAUUUUCACGCGAAAGUACCAGUUGCUAUACAGGCGUUUCAAGGGACCAACUCGUGAAGAGGACAUUCCCCAAGGUGAAGUGGUCGGGCUCUGGGGGUUUGAUAUGGCCGAGAGGGGCUUGUCCAUCGGACUGGUAAUUGACCAAAACAACCCUAACUGA